Messenger RNA from Chenopodium quinoa (quinoa), 2035 nucleotides. Its product is annotated as probable aquaporin NIP-type. NCBI's taxonomy places the organism in Eukaryota, Viridiplantae, Streptophyta, Magnoliopsida, Caryophyllales, Amaranthaceae. The transcript is spliced from 5 exons. Gene Ontology annotation, biological process: transmembrane transport. Gene Ontology annotation, molecular function: channel activity. Gene Ontology annotation, cellular component: membrane. The record is from RefSeq and is a predicted model, not a curated record. Bases 291 to 1091 code for a protein of 266 amino acids.
UCCCUACUCGUACGGUAAAAACUUUCUCUUAAACAAACAAUGACUAGGAUUAAUCUUCUCAAAUCUAAUUUUUCCCUUUCUUUUUGAAAAUUAUCUACCUUACUCUAUUAUCCGAUUUGUUUCCAUUUCUUCCCCUUACUUAGUGAUUUCAUUAAAAAGGAAAUAACAAUUUCUUGGUAUAAAAAGGAGAUACUUCAUCUCAUAUUAUCAUUCAUCCCUAUAUUUUAUACUAGUAAUUAAUAUUUUGAUCUUCCCUUAAAAAAUAAAAUUUUGAUUUCACAAAAAAAAUAAUGUCGUCUAAGACAAAUGAAAUUGUUGAAGAAGGCAAUAGAAAUCCCUCUAAUAAGUUUCGUUAUUUUUGUUCAUCUCCAUACGUGGUUUGUCUCGCGCAAAAGAUGAUGGCUGAAGCAAUUGGUACAUACUUUGUAAUAUUUGCGGGUUGUGGCGCUGUGGUGGUGAACAAUUUGUACGAUGACAAAGUCACAUUUCCUGGAAUAUGUGUGACAUGGGGUCUCAUUGUUAUGGUUAUGGUUUACUCUGUUGGUCAUAUUUCGGGUGCCCACUUUAACCCUGCGGUUACUCUUACUUUUGCCAUUUGUCGCCUCUUCCCUUAUAAGGAGGUACCGCUUUACAUAAUUGCACAAAUUUUGGGUUCAAUGUUGGCUAGUGGUACAUUAUGCGUCCUAUUCGAUGUUACACCAAAUGCGUACUUUGGCACCAUUCCUGCAGGCUCAAAUGGUCAAUCCCUAGGAAUAGAAAUCAUCAUUUCUUUCUUGUUGAUGUUCGUCAUUUCUGGAGUAGCAACAGAUUCUAGAGCUAUAGGAGAAUUGGCUGGAAUCGCGGUUGGAAUGACUAUAAUGUUGAAUGUUUUUGUUGCGGGGCCGAUUUCGGGUGCAUCAAUUAAUCCAGCACGGAGUAUUGAACCUGCAUUUAUGAAGCAAAACUUCAAAGGGCUUUGGGUAUACAUAAUAGGACCACCAAUUGGGACUAUUGUCGGAGGAUUGACUUAUAAUCUUAUUAGGUUCACGGACAAACCUCUUAGGGAGUUAACCAAAAGUUCGUCUUUUCUUAGGACCAUGUCAAAGGUUUGAAGCCUUUUGGUUGUAAUUUUUCUGGAAUUUUGUUCAUUUUAUUUUAUUACCUCCGGUCUAAAUUACUCGCAAUUUUGGGGUAUUAUUUGUGAGAUAUAAAAUAUUUCAAAGUUGCGAGUAAUUUGGACCGAAAGUAGUAUUUUAUUUUUUAUUUUUUAUCUUAGGGUGUUAAGAAAAAGUGGUGGAUUUUGUUAUUUUUUUUUUUAAUUUAUAGCAAGGUUUGGUUUGAAUUAGCGUGAAAAAACUAGAGAGAAUAAAUGUAAUUAGUUUGGAUAAUGAUAGAUUCAUUUUUAUUUUUUGGUGAAAGAACACAACCUUCGGCUAUUUUCUUCGAAAGUAACCUUUAAAGACUUGUUGGCGGCGUCAAUGCAAGAAGAUGGCGGCGAAGAUUUCUUUGAUGACUUCCAAUUCCAUCAUACAAUUGAUCUUGAGUAAAUGAUUGUAUCACCACUCCAUUUAAGUCAUCCAUUGGCACCAUAUCACACAAAGCACGCAUAUCUUCCUCCAUUUUCAUUAACAACUUCGAUAAUCAAAUUCUAAAACUUAUGAAAUCGCAACUCGCAAUUUAUUUUUGUUGUUUUUUUUUUUUCACGGACACAAUUUGUUUUAAUUAUGACUACGGUAGUUGUUUAUAUAUGUACCUAUUAGAUAAAUUUGGUUAUAAAGGGAAACUUCAGUCGGUCAACUCAUAAUUUAAAUCGUAAAAUAUUAUUCUUUUUUGAGGGAUAUUUAGUAUAAUUGUCUUUUCAAGUAAGCAGUGGAGGGGUAUAUGCGUCUUCUUAUGUGCUAGUUGAGGGGUACAUGUGUAAUUUCUUCACCAAACAGUAAAAACAAAAAGCAAACAGUAACUGAACAACUCACCAAAAGUACUGAAUAAAUAACCCUGUUUUUUCAAUAUAUUUACAAAAAUGCCAUCAGAUUAACAAAAAAAAAUCAUUUAUCUG